CCAGAGACGCAAAGCCCAAUAUGUAGAUUUUAUUUUUAUUUUCGGCCAAACAGCCCAAUUUCUAGAUUGAAUAACAAAAGGGUAUCCCGCCCUCAAAAAUCAAAUUGGCGCCAUUGCUGGCUGGGCUCACUGAAAAACCUCCGAUUCUCAGUGAGAAGAGCUAGAAGUCGACUCUACCAUGGCGGAGGUGAUCACUGCCAUGGACAUCGACGACGAUAACAACCCAUCUCCAAAACCCAACAACAACAAUAAGGGCAAAAACGUCGUCGCCGCCGCCGCCCCUUCCCACGGCAAAGCUACGCCGUGGGUCGAGAAGUACCGUCCUCAGUCACUCGCCGAUGUCGCGGCUCACCGCGACAUUGUCGACACCAUUGAUAGGCUCACUAGUGAGAACAGAUUGCCACACCUCUUGUUGUACGGCCCUCCUGGCACUGGCAAAACUUCAACCAUUCUUGCUGUGGCACGCAAGCUCUAUGGAGCACAAUACCACAAUAUGAUUCUGGAGUUGAAUGCAUCGGAUGAUAGGGGUAUUGAUGUUGUGCGACAACAGAUCCAAGAUUUUGCUAGCACACAGAGUUUCUCAUUUGGGGGUGACAGUGCAAAGUCAUCUGUAAAAUUGGUCUUGCUGGAUGAGGCAGACGCUAUGACAAAGGAUGCUCAAUUUGCUUUGCGAAGAGUGAUUGAGAAAUACACAAGGAACACUAGGUUUUCACUAAUCUGUAAUCAUGUCAACAAGAUUAUUCCAGCAUUACAAUCAAGAUGUACUCGUUUUCGAUUUGCUCCACUGGAGGAGUUUCAUGUCUCAGAGAGACUCAAACAUGUUAUAGAAACUGAAGGGCUUGAUGUGUCUGAGAGUGGCUUGGCGGCAGUUGUGCGGCUUAGCAAUGGUGACAUGAGAAAGGCUCUGAACAUUUUGCAGUCAACUCAUAUGGCUUCACAGCAGCAGAUAACAGAAGAAGCAGUAUAUCUUUGCACAGGAAAUCCAUUGCCCAAAGACAUUGAGCAAAUAUCCUACUGGCUCUUGAAUGAAUCAUUUGCUGAGAGUUUCAAACGAAUAUCUGAUAUGAAAACAACUAAAGGGUUGGCUUUGAUAGAUAUUGUAAGAGAAGUGACCAUGUUCGUUUUUAAGAUUAAGAUGCCACCAGAUGUUCGAGUUCAGUUGAUUAAUGAUUUAGCUGACAUAGAGUACAGGUUGACCUUUGGGUGCAAUGAUAGGUUGCAACUUGGAUCAUUGGUAGCUUCUUUUACGACAGCUCGAUCUGCACUUGUUUCUGCUGCGAAGUAGUUAUGCUUGUGUAAUUUGUAGGUUUCGAUUUCUGUUACCAAUGUACUUAUGAGACAAAUGUUUUGGUUCAUUACUCUGUUAAUGCACAAGUAGAGAGAAUGCCAAGAUGUUAUAAUGCCGGAUGUUAGUUUUGAAACCUCAAGGCAAUUUUGGGGAACUAUUGAGCUUUAA
Molecule: messenger RNA, 1456 nt
Organism: Prunus avium (sweet cherry)
Lineage: Eukaryota; Viridiplantae; Streptophyta; Magnoliopsida; Rosales; Rosaceae
Product: replication factor C subunit 3
Biological process (GO): DNA repair; DNA-templated DNA replication
Cellular component (GO): nucleus; DNA replication factor C complex
Molecular function (GO): DNA clamp loader activity; ATP binding; DNA binding
Source: RefSeq, a predicted model, not a curated record